Pneumocystis carinii B80 is the source of this 358-nucleotide messenger RNA. RefSeq lists its product as hypothetical. The transcript has 2 exons. Gene Ontology annotation, biological process: GPI anchor biosynthetic process. NCBI's taxonomy places the organism in Eukaryota, Fungi, Ascomycota, Pneumocystomycetes, Pneumocystales, Pneumocystaceae. Gene Ontology annotation, cellular component: glycosylphosphatidylinositol-N-acetylglucosaminyltransferase (GPI-GnT) complex. The record is from RefSeq and is a predicted model, not a curated record. Bases 32 to 313 code for a protein of 93 amino acids.
UGUAAUAUUUCUAUAUUUUGCAUGUAGGCUUAUGCAUCCAAAACCGUCAAGUGAAUCUUUGCUUAUUUUACAUAAUUUAGGAUUACAAAUUACUUUACAUUAUUUUCUUUUACCUUCUCGUAUACGUUUUAUUCCAUUAUCUGAAAUCUUGGAUGUUGUAAUUCAUGAAGGAUUCAUUGGGUUGGAGGUACGCUAUUACUUAGCAUUAAUUAUACGGAAUGAGGAUACUUUACAGAUUAUUUUUGAAAAUCUUCUUCCACGAAAAAAAACUUUGGAAGUUGUUUAUAGAGAAAUACAAACUAUUUUUCAUUAAAAAAGUAAAUUUAGAUAAUAAUUAUAGUUAUUAUUGGUAAAAAAU